Messenger RNA from Nothoprocta perdicaria, 1367 nucleotides. It is a transcript of the gene DKK2, whose product is annotated as dickkopf WNT signaling pathway inhibitor 2. Bases 1 to 810 code for a protein of 269 amino acids. Gene Ontology annotation, cellular component: extracellular region. Gene Ontology annotation, biological process: negative regulation of canonical Wnt signaling pathway; multicellular organism development. The transcript is spliced from 4 exons. Lineage: Eukaryota; Metazoa; Chordata; Aves; Tinamiformes; Tinamidae. Gene Ontology annotation, molecular function: receptor antagonist activity; co-receptor binding. The record is from RefSeq and is a predicted model, not a curated record.
AUGAUCCUGCUGAUGUGGAAUAAGUGCUCCUGCUGUCUCCUCUUACUAGCCGCGGUCCUGAUCGUGGAGAGCUCCCAGCUAGACAGCUCCAGCUCCAAGGUGAACUCCAUCAAGUCCACCCUGAUGGGGGAGGCUCCAACUCAGGCAACCAACAGAUCUGCAGGCAUCCACCAGGGACUAACGCUUGCUAGCAGUAAGAAGGGCAAAAUGCUAGAGCAGAUGGGAAAGCCUCCAAAGCACUAUCACCGGCAAGGAGAGGUCUAUCCUUGUACUAACGACAAAGAAUGUGAAGUUGGGCGAUACUGUCACAGUCCGCACCAAGCACCGUCUGUGUGCAUGCUGUGCAGGAGGAGGAAGAAGCGUUGCCACAGAGAUGGCAUGUGCUGCCCUGGGAAUCGCUGCAACAACGGUAUCUGUAUACCAGUGACUGAAAGCAUCCUUACACCUCACAUCCCUGCUCUGGAAGGGCCACGCAACAAGAAGAAGGGUCACUACGCUAGUAAGGAUUUGGGAUGGCAAAAAUUAGGAAGACCGCAGUCCAAGCUGUCGCACAUAAAAGGACAUGAAGGAGACCCCUGCCUUCGGUCAUCAGAUUGUAUUGAGGGGCACUGCUGUGCUCGCCAUUUCUGGACCAAAAUUUGCAAGCCUGUAUUGCAUCAGGGAGAGGUAUGCACCAAGCAGCGCAAGAAAGGCUCCCAUGGACUUGAGAUUUUCCAACGCUGUGACUGUGCUAAAGGGCUGUCCUGCAAAGUAUGGAAGGAUGCGACCUCCUCUUCUAAAUCUAGACUUCAUGUAUGUCAGAAAAUCUGAAUGAGGAUUGGGAAGAUGUUGUUAAGUAACUGUGGCUUUCUGUAUGGUGGGAAAUACGGACUGCAAAUGAAAACAGAAUGCUAUAGCAAUUAUUAGGUAGCAUUUCUUUUUUUAGCCUGGGAUAAGCGCAAGUGCAGCUGAAGAUUUUCUAUUGUGCAGCUCUUCUGUAAAAGAUGUCAGCAGUUUGUGGGAAAUGCUAGUGCACAAACAAAUACGGUGGGAAUUAGUGCCACUUACCUUGCUCUCUUGUCCCAGGUUGUCCUAGAGGUUCAGUGUUAGGGCUAAAGUGGAUUUCUAGCACAGUAAUGACUGCUCAAUAGAUUGUAUACAUUGCUACUUUGUACUCCCAAAUGAAAGAGUGCUUGCCAGCAAGACUUGUCUAUCAACACUUUAUUGAUUACGAAUUACAGGUGAGAGAUGGAAAUGAAAUUACUGUGAAUGUCCACACACCCUUGUUAUUGGGAGCUGAUGCUUCACAGCACUCCUGCAGGACAAGAGUGCUACAUUUUGCGGACCCUGAUGGAAGAAAGGAAAAGUUGUCAUCUCCUGAUUGCAAG